Paramacrobiotus metropolitanus is the source of this 3092-nucleotide messenger RNA. RefSeq names its product translocation protein SEC63 homolog. The transcript has 16 exons. The coding region runs from base 632 to 2899 and encodes 755 amino acids. Gene Ontology annotation, biological process: post-translational protein targeting to endoplasmic reticulum membrane; SRP-dependent cotranslational protein targeting to membrane. Gene Ontology annotation, cellular component: Sec62/Sec63 complex. Gene Ontology annotation, molecular function: RNA binding; transmembrane protein transporter activity. Lineage: Eukaryota; Metazoa; Tardigrada; Eutardigrada; Parachela; Macrobiotidae. The record is from RefSeq and is a predicted model, not a curated record.
GUUUGCUGUGCAAUCGGCAAUACUUCGGAUUACCCAGAAAUUCAGAUGUUUUUUACCGAUUUUGUUUUUCCAAAUGCCUACUAUAGGCAAAACAUGUUACGAAUUUUUGUUUAUAAUACCGUUAUGCAGUUGUGAAAGGAAAUUGAAUUUGGUUUUUAGUCAGCCUAAAUGAGAUUAAAAUGAAAAUAAUGGUAUUUUGACGGCAAUCACUGAGCUACUGGUCACGUAAGUGGCUUGCUCGAUUGAUAUUGCUCCGUUUGGCAUCCAGCUGUUCGGAGCCGUCAGGUGUUGAAGCGUUCGAAUCUCUGAUUCUGGAAGAAAAUCAUUAUCCGCGUAUUCCAGAUUGCGAUCCAGAAAUUGGAUAAGGCAUUUAUAUUAUUAUCAUCCAGUAUUGAAUCGACAAUCAUCUCCUGGAGUUCUAAUAUAUCAUCGUUUCGGUUUGUGUUUGUCGCAGAGGAUAUUGGCAUCUCUGGACUUCGUCGAACUAAAAUCCGGAGUAUUGUUCCCUUCACUGAUUAGUGAUUGUGAAACAAACGUUUUUCUGGGACCACCCGGCCGGGGAUUUUAAAAUAUUUGAUAUUCUGUUAGCGCCAGCGCGCAUCUUUAUCGGAUAUUUUACCUAUUUUUGAAAAUGGCGAUGAAAUUUCAGUACGACGAGCAGGGAGAUACCUUCCUGUAUUUCGUUCUGGCCUUCUUACUUUUAGUACUUCUUCCAUCUUCCUACAUGUUUUGGCCGCGCGGAGAAGAAAAAGAUGCAGACAAGCAAGGAUUCAAAUGUGCCUGUGAUAAUUGCGAACACAAGCGUUCCAAGCUGCGCGCUUCCCAGCCGAAGAAGCGCUUAAAAAGGAAUUUCAUAAAAAUCAUUCUGACGAUUGGAUGGAUACUUGUCGCUUUCAUAGCGUACACAGUAGCCACCACGAAGCGCGAAGUGAUUGACUGGAAUCCAUAUGAAAUUUUGGAACUUGAACCGGGGGCGACGGUGGAAGAUAUAAAACGCCAAUACCGCAAAUUGAGCAGAGUGUACCAUCCUGAUCGGCAGGGAGGCAAUGAGAGCAAAUUCAUUAACAUAACGAAAGCACAUGCAGCACUGACCGACGAUGCUGCGCGUGAAAACUGGGAGAGGUACGGAAAUCCGGAUGGGCCGGGUGUGACUGAAUUCGGUAUCGCCUUGCCUGUUUGGCUUGUUCAGGGGAAAAAUUCGAUAUGGGUGCUGGGAUUAUAUGGAUUGGUGUUCAUGGUUUUGCUUCCUACUAUAGUUGGUGUAUGGUGGUACCGAUCGAUUCGUUACACAAGCGAAGCUGUCCUGAUCGAAACUACAAAGAUAAUAAAAUUCUACUUUUACCGAUCGUCGACGCUGAACAUCAAACGAGUAUUAUUGAUACUUAGCGGAGCAUGUGAGUUCGAAACAAUGUAUAAUCCGGAAAUCGUGCAAAGGCCCGACGACAAUUUAUAUAUCCCGGCGAUGUUAAAAAGUCUUGGGACUGUUCAAGAGAAAAUCAAGGAUAGGCCAUUCGGAGCUCCUUAUAGUGUAAAAGCGCGGACUCUGCUCUUGGCUCAUCUUGAGCGGAUGGAAAUACCAGCGCGGUAUCUUCGGGAAGACCUGGAUUAUAUACUGAAGAAAUGCCCGAUGUUAAUCCAGGAAAUGGUUAGCACAUGUGCGAUCCUCAUGCAGUGGUAUUAUACUCGCCAAAUUCCCACAAUGCCCAGCAUUGAAACUGUGGAGAAUGUUAUGAAAUUGAGCCAGAUGUUGGUGCAGGGAUUAAGUGAGAAUUGCAGCCCACUACUGCAGCUACCUAAUAUCGAUAAUGAAAUCCUGCGGCAUUUUUUCGUCAAGAAACGUAACAUCAAAUCCAUGGUGCAGUUCCUGCGUUUCCCUGCAGAGGAACGGCGCAAAUUGUUAAGAAAUUUGACCGAUAAGCAGUACAACGAUGUGAUCAGUGUCUGUAAUGCAAUGCCACAUGUGGAUGCCGCUGUUUCUCUUAAAGUUGUCGACGACGAGGAUGAGCAUACCGUAACAGCUGAUGCGAUUGUCACUGUUAAUGUUACGCUAAAGCGGGCGAAUUUGGGGGAAUGGAUUGAAACAGCUAAAGUGGACACAGAAAAAGAAGCUCCGGAAACUGAGACGGAAGUUCAGGAGGCGGCAAAGACGAACAGUAAGAGUGCCCAUCGGCGAAACAAAAAGAAGUCCAAAGGGAAGAAAGUGCAGAAUGUGAAGAAAGGCAAAAAAGGACAAGGCGACAGCAAAGAAAACGCUGCCCCUGCUGUUAAUGUGGACGAAGAGGGUGAGAAACUUAAGAAGGUCAAUGGUACUGUCAAUAAAGCGGAAGACUCAGAAAGCGACGAAAGCGAUUCAGGAAGUGACAGUGAAGACGAGAAGGUUACAAAAGAGAACGGCCGCGAUGAGAGUGAUGACAAUGAGAGUGUACCGCAGAAGGAUGCCGAAGAGGACUUGGUAGAUAAUGAGGACAAAAAAGACGAGGAUUAUCUGGAUCUUGGCGAGGGCGGUGAAACGAUACCGGAUUUGAAGUCAAAAUUUUCCCAUCCAGUACAUUGUCCAUACUUUCCGGAGGAAAAACAAGAAUGGUGGUGGGUUUUUCUUGUCGAUAAGAAAAAGCGACGACUGGUCUCACCACCCAUGCUAGUCACAAAUCUUGUGUCGGAGGAAAGUGUUCAGCUGAAAUUCACGGCUCCGUCGCCUGGAACUUAUAAUUACUCUGUUGUGGUCAAAUCGGAUUCGUAUCUGGAUGUGGAUACUGUCACCAAUCUUAAGUUCGAAGUCAAAGAGAAGAAGGAAGUGGAUAUGAACAAUCCUCAGUGGGACAUCUCGGAAUCUGAUGAAGAAAAGCAAGAUGAGCAGGACGAUAUUUAUGCAUCGGAAACUGAUGAAUCCGAUGAAUGAUAUUUAUUUGUUUUGCUCGUCUUGAAAGUUCAUUCCACUAUGCACUUCGGGUAACCGAAAAAUCACCUCGAAUGUUAAGUUUUCUAAACCCACGGGCUCAGACUAGUAAAGCUUCGUUAUCGUCUUGCAUAUUUAUUGUUAACAAAAACGCUUCUGACGUGCAGAGAAGUACCAGCAAUGACAUAAUACUCAG